AAAAAAAAACAAAAUACUACCAGACCACAGACAGACAAAUUGUAUUGAAAUAGAAAAGACGAAAAAUAAUGAAAUUUUAACUUAAAUUUUAAAAUAAUAAAACAAAUCACACAUUUGUAAUGGAAACAACAGGUGACCAAUUAAUAUUAGCCACUGGUGGCUAUGAUCACACCAUUAAAUUAUGGCAAGCACAUACCGGCAAUUGCAUACGCACGCUGCGUUUUGUGGAGACAUCGCAAGUUAAUGCAUUGGAUCGAACACCGGACAAAACUCGUUUAGCUGCUUGUGGUUAUCAGUGCAUACGUCUGUAUGAUUUGGAAUCUAGUUCUAAUGUGCCUGUCAUCAACUUUGAAAGUGUUCAGAAGAAUGUCACACGCUUGGGUUUCCAAGAAGAUGGCAAUUGGAUGUUUACCGCCGGCGAAGAUCAUCGUGUGCGUAUCUGGGACAUGCUGUCGGCCUCACCACAUUGUUCGCGGGUGUUUGAUUGCCAGGCGCCCGUUAAUGCCGCCUGUUUGCAUCCCAAUCAGGUGGAAAUUGCCAUGGGUGCUCAAAAUGGUGGUGUCUAUUUGUGGGAUGUCAAAUCAGAGGUACACGAACAAUUAAUACCCGAAGUGGAUGCCUCCAUUCAAGAUGUGGCCAUUUCACCUGACGGCCAGUAUAUGGCAGCCGUUAACAAUAAAGGAAAUUGCUACAUUUGGUCGCUAAGUUCCUCGCCAAAUCAAAAACUUACCACCUUGCAUCCGAAACUUAAAAUCGCUGCUCACAAACGCUACGUGCUACGAUGUAAAUUUAGUCCCGACUCUCGGUUAUUAGUAACGACCUCCGGCGAUGGCACUGCCCGUAUAUGGAAAACAGAUGAUUUCACCAUGUGGCGUGAACUGUCCAUAGACAACUAUUGGGUGUGGGAUGCUGCUUUUAGUGCUGAUUCAAAAUAUCUCUUUACCGCCUCCAGUGACGGUAUUGCUCGCCUGUGGAAACUAGAAACCAAAAAUCCGGAACGUAAAUAUACUGGACAUACCAAAGCUAUUACUGCUUUGUCGUUUAAGGAUGAAAUUGUUACCGAAUAACAUCAAGCAUUAACGUGGCGUGACAACUGGGGCAGAACCAGACGUAGGUCUGCCCUUAGUAAACCACCGUGGAUUUGUGGUGCAUUUUGUACUUUUGUGGGUCGUAAGUUAUCGAUAUAAGUUGAACAUACAUACAUAAUAUUUUCUACUAUUACAUAUUUUGCUUGAUUGUACUGCUAGAAACCGAAAACCUAUAGUUUAUUUAACUUUUUUUUAGUUUGUUUUCAUAAUUUUUAUUCAUUUACGAUUUAUUCUAUGAAUCAUUUAUAUAUAUAUACAUAUAUAUAAAACAAAGAAAACAUGGACAUGAAAACCUUUUUGUAAUUUUUACAUUAAAUUAUAAACAAUUGAAAAAAAAUAACAAUAUAAUAUUAUAAGCCGAUUAAUUACAUUAUAAUAAUUAUAAUUAAACCACA
This is a messenger RNA of Calliphora vicina (urban bluebottle blowfly), 1483 nucleotides long. RefSeq names its product MTOR associated protein, LST8 (gene Lst8). The transcript is spliced from 2 exons. Gene Ontology annotation, biological process: regulation of actin cytoskeleton organization; TOR signaling. The record is from RefSeq and is a predicted model, not a curated record. NCBI's taxonomy places the organism in Eukaryota, Metazoa, Arthropoda, Insecta, Diptera, Calliphoridae. The coding region runs from base 120 to 1067 and encodes 315 amino acids. Gene Ontology annotation, cellular component: TORC1 complex; TORC2 complex. Gene Ontology annotation, molecular function: protein binding.